Brassica napus (rape) is the source of this 1112-nucleotide messenger RNA. Its product is annotated as peroxidase 62-like. The transcript is spliced from 3 exons. NCBI's taxonomy places the organism in Eukaryota, Viridiplantae, Streptophyta, Magnoliopsida, Brassicales, Brassicaceae. Bases 31 to 747 code for a protein of 238 amino acids. Gene Ontology annotation, molecular function: heme binding; peroxidase activity. Gene Ontology annotation, biological process: hydrogen peroxide catabolic process; response to oxidative stress. The record is from RefSeq and is a predicted model, not a curated record. Gene Ontology annotation, cellular component: plasmodesma; plant-type cell wall.
GUUAUCUCCAAUAAAACACAGAAAGAAAAUAUGUGUUUGGUCGGAUCAUUAUUCUCGUUCAUAGUCUUCCUUAGCUGUAUCAUUGCGGUUUGUGGCCAAGGUACGAGGAUCGGGUUCUACUCAACCACAUGCCCUGACGCCGAGACCAUUGUUCGGACCACUGUGACAUCUCAUUUUGGUUCAGAUCCAAAGAUUGCACCUGGUUUACUAAGAAUGCACUUCCAUGAUUGCUUUGUCCAGGGCUGUGAUGGUUCAGUGCUUAUAUCAGGACCUAACACCGAAAGAACCGCUGGUGCAAACCUUAACCUACGUGGUUUUGAAGUCAUUGACGAUGCCAAGACGCAGCUUGAGGCCGCGUGUCCUGGUGUUGUCUCUUGUGCCGAUAUUUUAACCUUAGCCGCUCGUGAUUCAAUCGCCCUCACGAAAGGACAAAGCUGGCAAGUCCCAACAGGACGCAGAGAUGGACGAGUUUCAUUGGCAACGAACGUUAACAAUCUUCCUUCUCCAAGUGACUCCGUGGUUGUUCAACAAAGGAAGUUCGCCGCCUUCCGCCUCAACACUCGCGAUCUUGUCGCUCUCGUCGGUCAGAGGACACACGAUUGGAACAGCAGCAUGCGGGUUUUUCAUGAACAGAAUAUUCAAUACGACCGGAAACAGAGCAGAUCCAACCAUGGACCAAACAUUUGUACCAGACCUCCAAAGACUUUGUCCUCUAAACGGAGACGCAUCAACUCGAGUGGAUCUUGAUUUCGGAAGUGGAAAUACUUUUGACACUUCAUUCUUCAACAAUCUUAGUCGCGGCAGGGGAAUUCUUCAAUCCGAUCACCUCCUUUGGACUAAUCCAACGACUAGAACUAUAGUGCAAGAGUUUUUAGCUUCUAAAGACAGCUUCAAUGCUCAGUUUGCGAGGUCGAUGGUGAGGAUGAGUAAUAUUGGUGUGAAGACAGGGGCGAAUGGGGAAAUUCGUAGAGUUUGUUCGGCUGUUAAUUGAAAUGUUUCAUUAGGCAAACUUAUUGCCUCGAGUGUUUAUUAAUUUGUUUAGAGUGUGCCUUUUAAUCUCAGUACUAGGUGAUUACCCGUGAUGGAAAUUUUAUGGAAUGAACGUUUCAUAA